Molecule: messenger RNA, 1578 nt
Organism: Podospora anserina S mat+
Lineage: Eukaryota; Fungi; Ascomycota; Sordariomycetes; Sordariales; Podosporaceae
Exons: 1
Coding region: 1-1578 (525 amino acids)
Molecular function (GO): protein binding
Source: RefSeq, a predicted model, not a curated record
AUGUCAUCCUCGAAGCCAUACCAACACCCUGCCGACGAUGACGACUCGGAGCCCGAGAUGAUCGCCGAGGACGAUGUCCAGGAGGUUGUUGACGAUAUGGACGGGGAUGAAGAUGUCCCCAUGGACUCAGACGACGAGGAGCAAGGCGAAGAACUAGUGCUGGAGAACGACGGUAUCGCCUACUUUGACCAGCACAAGGAUUCAGUCUUUGCGAUCGCUCAACAUCCAGUAUACCCACAUUUGAUUGCGACAGGUGGUUCCGAGGGCGACGCCGACGAUGCCCCAGGAAAAGGCUACGUUAUCGACAUCUCUGCCGCCUCGUCAAAGCCAGUCCUCCCCCCAAGCUACAACUCAGACCCUAGCUCCGUUGGGGCGUGGCAACCGACCGAACUUCAGCCCCUGUUCGCCAUCGAUGGACACACAGACAGCAUCAAUGCGCUGACAUUCACUCUACCACGCGGUGACUUCUUGGUCAGUGGCGGCAUGGACGGGCGGUUGCGCGUGUACGCUGUAGGAGUUCCCAGCACCGGGACAGGUGCUCAGUUCAAGUACGUCGGCGAGUCACAAGAAACAGAAGAAGUCAACUGGGUAUCGCCUUGCCCAUCCGCCGCCCAUCCGAACACCAUCGCCUUGGGCGCAUCCGACGGCUCCGUCUGGGUCUUCACCAUUGACCCAGCUGCCGAUCCUUCCAACCCAAUCCAGAUCGUCCAGUCCUACUUCCUCCACACAGCAUCCUGCACAGCAGGCGCCUGGUCUUCUGACGGCCUUCUCCUCGCUACCGUCAGCGAGGACAGCUCCCUCCACGUUUUCGACGUCUUUGGCGAGGCGGCUGCUAAGAACCUCGUCACCGAUAACGGUCAAACAGUUGUGUCUCUUGCGGACGCGGAUCAACGCUUCUUCGUCGAGGGUGGCCUCUACUCCGUCGCCAUUUCCCCCUCUGGUGGGCUCGUGGCCGUCGGUGGCGCCCAGGGUGCCAUCAGGGUCGUCGGUCUCCCUCGCCUCUCCGCUCAGCCUGCUUCGCGAACCACACAACGUGCCGUCCCCGUCCAACGAGGCCCCGCCGGCCGCAGAGCUGCUCCUUCCAACUCGUCCAACGCGCAGAGCGAUCCUUCCGCCGGUGCUGGCGUCGUUCUGGCCGCGUUGAACGUACAAUCAGACGGCAUCGAGUCCCUGUCUUUUUCGCCGCAACAGCCUCUCCUCGCUGCUGGCUCAGUAGACGGCAGCAUUGCCAUCUUUGAUGCCGCGAGGUCGUUCCAAGUAAGGAAACACAUCCGCGGUGCCCACGAGGGGGAGUCUGUUGUCAAGGUAGACUUUGUCCGGGCUGCCACUGGCGCGACUGCCGGUUGGCUCCUGACGUCGUGCGGUUUGGACGGCGUGGUGAGACGGUGGGACAUGCGCGGCGCGACCGCUACCCAGGAGGCUGUUGCUGCUGGGCUGACGGCUGGUCUGAUCAAGGAGUGGAAGGGUCACAGAGGUGGUGGUGAGGGUGGUGGUGUUUUGGGUUUUGUGCAGGGCGCUGAUGGUGAGAGGGUCGUCACAGCGGGUGAUGACUCCGUGGUGCUGGUUUUCGAGGCCUAA